AUGCUUGAGACAAGCCUUGAAAAUGGCAAGUAUCUUAUGCUCUUUCUGGAGAGAGGAUCCUUCACGAGUGCAAAAGAUCUUCAAAACUUCAUGGAUUGGAAAAAAUGCACUACAUGCCUGGGGACUUCGGGACAUAUGGCGCCGCAAUGCAAGCAAGAUAUCGAAACCCUGGGAGACUUUGUCAGCGAAGACCGGUUUCCGAGCCCGGUUCCCAAAGUCGCCGAAAAUGCAACUGCCUAA
Messenger RNA from Coccidioides immitis RS, 240 nucleotides. RefSeq lists its product as uncharacterized. The transcript has a single exon. The record is from RefSeq and is a predicted model, not a curated record. Lineage: Eukaryota; Fungi; Ascomycota; Eurotiomycetes; Onygenales; Onygenaceae. The coding region runs from base 1 to 240 and encodes 79 amino acids.